ACAAAACUUUCAAAACUCACCUCUCUGUGUCCACAGGAAAUUGCAGUAUCUGCUAAGUAUAAGCUCUCUCUGGUUACUUUAAAAUGGAAGGAAAGCCCCAAAAACUGAUCCAAAUCCCCAGAGUAAAACUCGGUAGCCAAGGAUUAGAGGUAUCAAGGUUGGGGUUUGGGUGUGCAGGACUUUCAGGAAUUCUCAACAGUCCCCUUUCUCAUGAAGAGGGAUGUAAAAUAAUCAAACAAGCUUUCAUCAGAGGCAUAACCUUUUUUGAUUCUUCUGAUCUUUAUGGAGCCGAUCAUGACAAUGAAAUCAUGAUUGGAAAGGCCUUGAAACAGCUUCCUCGAGAGAAGAUUCAGUUAGCUACAAAGUUUGGGAUUAUACGAUUAGGAGGAUUUGAAUUUGCAGUUAAUGGGACACCUGAAUAUGUAAGGAAAUGCUGUGAGGCAAGUCUCGAGCGCCUUCAAGUUGAUUAUAUUGACCUCUACUAUCAGCAUCGUAUUGACAAAUCUGUGCCAAUCGAAGAAACUAUGGGAGAGCUAAAGAAGCUGGUGGAAGAGGGAAAGAUAAAGUACAUCGGGUUGUCUGAAGCAAGUGCAAACACAAUUAGGAGAGCUCAUGCAGUUCAUCCAAUCACAGUCAUUCAAAUGGAGUAUUCGUUGUGGAGUCGUGACAUCGAAGACGACAUAAUUCCACUUUGUAGGGAGCUGGGAAUUGGGAUAGUGGCUUACAGUCCUCUAGGUCGAGGGUUCUUUGGGGGAAAGGCAACUGCAGAGAGCUUGCCAAGUGAGAGCAUAUUGUCUUAUCACCCAAGGUUCAGCAAGAAGAGUUUAGAAGAAAAUGAAGCUAUUUACAGAAGGCUUGCAAGUCUAGCUGUGAAGCAUGGUUAUACCACAGUUCAGUUGGCUUUAGCUUGGCUGCUCCAUCAGGGGAUUGAUAUUGUUCCCAUCCCAGGUACAACCAAACUUAGGAACCUCAAUAGCAACAUUGAGUCAUUGGAUGUGAAGCUAACAGAGGAAGAUUUCAAAGAAAUUGGUGAUGCUGUGCCAGUCGAUGAAGUUAGAGGCGAGAGAGAAUAUGAUGUUUUUACCAAAUAUAUGUGGAAGUUUGCAGACACCCCAUUAAGGACUUGAAAGCCAGUGUUCGACUUCUCACCAUCUUGAUCCAUGAAAUGCCGGAAAGGUCCAUUUUUGUUUGAAAAGAUGAUGGUGAAAGCUGCUACUGAUGUCAGUUGAGAAUCCACGAGAGCAUUAGUUAUUUGUCAUAUUUUCUUCCAAAGCUAUAGUAGUCACUUCAAAGUUUUUCGAAACCAUAUUAAAUAGAAGCUUUUUUUUUUUUUUGGAGAGUGCUCUCACAACUUUAGAGAUGAAUUACCUUGUUUUGGCCAUGCCCUAAGGCUAAUACCAACCAAUUGCAUCAUGAGUGGUCCGUUGUCCAUUGAGAAAUGAUUAUGAUUGGAGAUUAAUAUAGACCACUAGCGUCCCAAUUGUCCCUCA
Messenger RNA from Cucumis melo (muskmelon), 1490 nucleotides. RefSeq names its product perakine reductase-like. Gene Ontology annotation, cellular component: cytoplasm. The transcript has 7 exons. NCBI's taxonomy places the organism in Eukaryota, Viridiplantae, Streptophyta, Magnoliopsida, Cucurbitales, Cucurbitaceae. The record is from RefSeq and is a predicted model, not a curated record. Bases 84 to 1127 code for a protein of 347 amino acids.